Molecule: messenger RNA, 576 nt
Organism: Lactuca virosa
Lineage: Eukaryota; Viridiplantae; Streptophyta; Magnoliopsida; Asterales; Asteraceae
Source: the annotation of a GenBank genome assembly
AUGGUGAUUUGUGAUGUGGCAGUGGUGGAUUCGAUGACAAUAAUGGUGGAUUCGAUGGCGGAUCACAAGGUACCAGCUAACAAAACACGAAAGAUGAAGCUAGUGGUGCUUAUUUUGGUAACCAUGUUAGUGUGUUCUUCUCGGGUUGUUCAAGGAAGAACACAGAAAAACAUGGUUGUUCAUCCAGAUAGCUACGUGGACAACCACCAUAAUAUUCCACGACAGAACUACAAUUCGCAGGGUGGUAGCAGCGGAGGAGAUGCCGGUGGUGAUACUGAUAAUGGAAGCGGAUGAGACGAGUUUCUUUAAAGAUGCUUUGUGAGGAAAUGCUUAAUGUUUAUAUGGGUUGAAUCUAUGUGUGCUAUCAAGUGUAUGGGUGGUGAUUUAUAUAUGUUUAUCUCUACUUAUUGCAAGUUUUAUGUCUUAAUAUUAUGAGUGCACUAUGUAUCUAGAGGAUGAACAAAAUAUCUAUAUAUUUAUAUAUUGUGAGAUACGAGUGCAUUACAUGUAAAUACUAAGAUUUGGAGAUUCUCACGACGAGAGUGUGUUGAUGUGUGUCAGUGUGUGUAUAUAUGA